AUGGGGACAACGUUUGUAGAAACUGUUAACAUUAAUCUGGAAGACUUCUCUGAAUCAUUCCUAACUUGUGCUACCUGUCUCUGUACUUAUGAUCAGGAUAAAAGGAAAGCAAAACUUCUGCCAUGCUCGCACACUGUUUGUUUGCGGUGCCUUACUCAAAUGGAGCAAAUAUCUCAGAAGGAGGAGACGAACGUUAUACGAUGCCCGUUGUGCCGGGAAAUAACUACCCUACCUGCUAGUGGUGUUUCUGCGUUACCUAAUUCAUUCCUGAUUAAUCAGCUUUUCGACUUAAUGCGAAAACAACGCAAAGAUGUUGUUCCUAACUGUUCAGCUCAUCCGCAUCAGCAGCUGAUGUACUGUGAAGCCUGUGAUUUGGUUUUUUGUACGACAUGUAGGGCUUCAUUGAUAAGUUCUUGUGCCGAACAUAACGUGGUACCGUUUUCGGUAGCUCUCAAAAGGAUUUCUGAAAUUGUUGUUCAUAAGACAAGGCAGUGUGUCGCAAAUCUCGAUAAGGCCUCCAAAAAUGUUAAUUUGGAGAUAGAUCAGUUGGACAAAAACGUUGAUCGGAUAGUGGAAGAAUUGAAUAACUUGUUUCAAGAAGUAUGUCAGACUGUAGAAAACCGCCGAAGAGAGUUAGUGGAUAGCGCACGUGUCUUGCGAGAUGAGAAACGAAAAGUAUUGCUUGACCAAUUGGAACUUAUUGAUAGUCAUCGUAAGAGGUUGGAAAGAGAGCUAGAAACCUCUCAAUUUGAUGUUCGCGAAAUGAGUUACCGAACUAAGAAGGUAACUGAAGCUACCGAGCAGGCUGUUUCAUUGAUGGAACCAAAAGAAAAUGCUUUUUUGAAACUCCAUACAGAACCAAAGAAACUUGUUCACGAAUUUAAAAAACUUCUGAAUGAAUUUGGAACUAUUUCGGGUUCUUCUACCUUCCCUGGUUUAUGCACCCUUGAAUUGACUGGCCCUUCAAGUUCUCACAUUAGAACUUAUUUGGUUCUUAAUACUUAUUCUGCUGACGGGAGGAGAAGGAACAGCGGAGGCGAUCCUAUCACCAUUAAAGUAACUUUAAAGAAAAAUUCCUUAGCGAAAACAGAUGAAUAUGAAACUAUCGUAGAAGAUCAAGAUGAUGGAACUUACAGGAUUUCUUUCAAGACAUGUAUACCUGGUGACUAUUUAGUAUGUGCAGAGAUUUUUGACAGGCCAGUAAAGAAUAGCCCUUUCCUUGUUUUUGUUAGCAACCACCACAAUCCCAUCUGGCAGUUUGGUUCGCCUGGCGUUGGAAAAUUGCAACUUAAUCAGCCAACCAAGAUAUGUCAGGAUGAGAAGGGAAAUUUUUACAUCCUUGAUACUGGUAAUAAUAGAAUUAAAGUUUUGGAUGUUUGCGGUGACUAUGUUAAAGAUGUCACAGGCGCAGCACUUAGCGAAGGAAGUACCGUAGGAUUAGCCACGUUACCAACGGGAGAGAUCUUGACUCUUAAUUGGAGAACGAAAGAAGUUGUCAAAUCUGACUUUCGUGGCACUCCAUUGCAGACUAUGACGUUUUCUGAAUUUGGAGAGCCAGUUGACUUAUGCGUUGACAGCCAUGGAAGGAUAUUGAUUGCAGACGCAGCGAAUAGCAAAGUUUUCGUUUUCGAUACAGCAUUCCGGCCGUUGUUCAGCUUUAGUACUGAGCUCUACGCAUCAAAUUCUUCUAUUACUUGCGUUUCUAUAGGCAUGAACGACGAAAUAAUUGUCGGGACUUGUUCAUCGCUACUAUUAUUUGAUGGCAGAGGAGAGUUCUUGCGUGAGAUACACUUAGGUGAACCAAGUUCCAGAGCCUGUAUGAUGGCGGCUGCAUGCGCUGUUUGCCCGAGCACUGGUACUGUUUUAGUUGCAGUUAUUGAUGUGAAAAAAAAUCGAGCUCACUUGGCCGUUUGUCAGUACAAGGGGCCUCUUUUAUUCACUAUUGACAGCUACGGGUCGAAACUGCGCCAUCCAUGUGGCAUUUGUGUGGCGAUUACCAAUUGGAAAAAUACAUGCUUUGUCGUCGAUUCGGCGAACUGUUGUGUAAAAGCCUUUCAGUUCUGCUAA
This is a messenger RNA of Enterobius vermicularis (human pinworm), 2067 nucleotides long. The record is from the annotation of a GenBank genome assembly. NCBI's taxonomy places the organism in Eukaryota, Metazoa, Nematoda, Chromadorea, Rhabditida, Oxyuridae.